Molecule: messenger RNA, 3068 nt
Organism: Magallana angulata
Lineage: Eukaryota; Metazoa; Mollusca; Bivalvia; Ostreida; Ostreidae
Exons: 2
Coding region: 386-2503 (705 amino acids)
Molecular function (GO): hydrolase activity, acting on ester bonds
Source: RefSeq, a predicted model, not a curated record
ACGUACUGUAUUCUCCCAACGUAUGCUAAUUUUUAUGUAUGACCUCUAACCCUGGUCUACCCUGAUGUCACAUGGUCCACCCCAAUCUACUGGAGCUCCAGUUCUGAUCCUGCCGUAUAACGCACCACACCUGUUACCCUGUUUUUCCUUGUAUAUUUUUACCAUUGUCUGUUGUCUGCCGCAUAUUGUCAGUGGAGGAGAAAGUAUACUGUACCCAAAGUAUAUUAUAGACCAGGGUUAUGUCACAUUUAUAGAUUAUCAUUUAGGUCAUUUUUCAUAAUAUAACUUAACUACCUUUUAUCAUACUCGGUAAUAUAGUGUGGUAGUUAGAAUUAUUUCAUUACUUUCUUAGUAUUUUGAUUGUGUAAACUUUAAAUAGUGCAUAAUGUACAGGAGAUCUACUAUUCGUCAGGAAAGAGGUGAACAUUACUUGGACUUUGUCAGGAGGAAAACAUCCUUGAGGAGUCUUGUUGAUCCAAGAACAUUUGUGUAUGACCUUGGACUCCUCAGUGAUGGAACAUCACAUACCACUAUUUGCGAGGUACUCAAAGGACAGUAUAGACUCGCCAAAGACCUGGGAGAUAGUAGAUGGAUUGAGACGACCAGACGGGAGACUGCCACCAUUUUGUGUUCAGACCGUUGGGUGGACGAUAACCUUCCUUCCCUGCUAGGUAACCACAGAAGCAGAAGAACCAAAACGUCGCAUACUGCUGAAGCUACUUCCUCAAUGUGUGUGGAUAUCCGUCUUAAGACGAACCCAAAUCUGGAAGUAGUGCGUACCAAUGCAGCAGAUUCAAACGCCCGCUCAAUGGAGAUCUCGGACUCUUCCGAAGUGCAUGGUGAAGCAGAUUCCUCUGCGGAUCAUGACACGGCGGAUCAAGAAUGUGGUAUCUCAGCCCCAACUGGAUUGAUGGUGAAUGUACGGGAACCUGAACCUACUUUCCCUGAGCCCAUACCAGUUAUCCACAACCCUGGUAAACGUAUGCACCCAGCACGUCAUGUGGAGGCAAAGCAAAGUACCCAGGAUGUCGGAUCGAAGCGCGCUCGAAUGGAUCAUAAUUUAUCCAUAACAGUUCUAACUAAACCGUCGUCUCAUCUUGCUCAGCUGUGUCCAUUCCCAAAUUGUGUUAAGAGGGAGAAAAAGAUCAAGCGUCAUGUCCAGCGCCAGCAUCUUCCUAGAAUUUUCAGUGACAUUAAGCCUAUUCGUUCUAUUGAUGAGUCUGUGUUAUGCCAGCUCCAGUACUCAUCGUUGAUAUCCUUGGUGAUAAGUGCCUUGGGACAAAAUGCUGAUGUGUAUAGCGCUGUUAAUUAUGUGAAUCAGUCUGGUGGGAUUCCAAAGAACACUAGUGUACAUCCAGACACCAUCGCCUGUAUGAGGAAAUUUAGUGUACCUCAAGGAUGGGCAGAACCACCAGAGGGAUUUACUGUGUCACCUGUUAAUUCCCCCGCAGCACUUUUCCAUUGGAGAUGCCUGGUAGUGUUGUUGUCACUGUUACCACCUAUUCAACGCGAAGAAUUUCGUGUAGACGGGCGCGUUAGAAGUGAUAUCAAACAUCCUACUAACACAGAGGACAGUCAAGUUCCAGUGGUAGACUCUUCAACUGAGGACGAAUUCACCGUGAUUGAUGUUAGCUAUAGUUCAGACGUAGAAGUUUGCAACGAAAAAAUCAUCACAGUGAAUGAAGCCUUCGAUAGUCAUUUCCACUUGGAUCGGACUAGUUUCCGUAUUUGGAAGAAAUCAUCAGGAAAAUCUGUAGAUGACCUCAUUUCCUAUAGUUUAUCUGGAAAUCAACAUCCUCAACUUGACGUAUCUGUCGCAGGUGGAGUGAUCGUUUAUAGUGAACCCUCCACCCAUCCAGAGAUAGUGUCUGUUGAGCGACCUUGGGGAGUGGCUGUGGGAGUGCACCCCAAGCACAUAGAGGAAUUCUCCAGAGACAGAUUUCUCCAUAUGAAAGAACUACUAAACCGUCCUCAUGUAGUGGCUCUGGGAGAGGUUGGGUUGGACCGAACUGUGCCAGUAAAGUUAUGGAGGCGACAGGAAGAUGUUCUAUGUCAAGUGUUAACUCUUAGCCGAAAGGACAAAGUUCUCGUUCUGCACUUGCGUGGAACUCCCGCUGACAGGAUUGGGAUGGAUGUGCAUGCACGGUGUAUGCAGAUAUUGCAUACGUCUUGUGAUUCUGACCAACCAAUACAUCUUCAUUGCUUUACUGGCGAUGCGAGGCUGGUGAAGGAGUGGAUGAACAGUUUUUCACAUGUUUACUUUGGAUUCACAGGUGCCGUGGAGACUUUCAGUACGGACCAGAUUGAUGGACUUCAUGCAGUCCCAAUGAAUCGUAUGUUGCUGGAAACAGAUUCCCCCUACAUGAAGCCAGGUGGUGGAUACAUAAAUACCCCGGCGUUCAUUGGUGACGUGGCCACCGUAGUUGCAUCCAAGUUACAGAUAUCUGUGCGGUAUCUGCUCAAUGAAACUGUGAAGAACUGUCGUAAGCUCUAUGCACUAUAAUUAUGUAUUUUGUAUUUUUCUGCUGGAUCCAGGACUGGAUAUUUUUCGGUCCAAAUUUGAGUGGAAUUUAUCACUACAUAAUAAUUGUUUACUCUGUUUUUAUAAGUGUUCCUCUGCUUCAUUAAGGGUCCGAUAAUUUCAGCCCAGAUUUAUGCGAGGAAACCUGUGUAUAUAUAUAUAUAUAUAUAUAUACAUUAUAUAUGAGCUAAAAAGAUAGGGAUAUGUUGUUAUUAUUUUUCUAUAAAGUUGGUCUUUAAAUGGGUCUUUUUUCCCAUAAUUGUAUGAUAGAGUAUACGUUGGUCUUUUCAUUAUAAAAUGGGGAGGAGUGUAGUGUAAACACGUACUGUAUUCUCCCAACGUAUGCUAAUUUUUAUGUAUGACCUCUAACCCUGGUCUACCCUGAUGUCACAUGGUCCACCCCAAUCUACUGGAGCUCCAGUUCUGAUCCUGCCGUAUAACGCACCACACCUGUUACCCUGUUUUUCCUUGUAUAUUUUUACCAUUGUCUGUUGUCUGCCGCAUAUUGUCAGGUAAGACACCAGAUAUUUGAACUAUAUGUUUUGUA